This is a messenger RNA of Globicephala melas (long-finned pilot whale), 4133 nucleotides long. RefSeq names its product cell growth regulator with EF-hand domain 1 (gene CGREF1). The record is from RefSeq and is a predicted model, not a curated record. NCBI's taxonomy places the organism in Eukaryota, Metazoa, Chordata, Mammalia, Artiodactyla, Delphinidae. Gene Ontology annotation, molecular function: calcium ion binding.
CGGUGCUAGGGCGGUGCUAGGACGUCGAGCGGGUGUGUGUACCGCGCCUGGGCAGUCUGCGCGGAGCUGACCCCAGUGUCUUGCGAACGGCCUCUACGGCUCCUGCCUCCGCUUCGCGAUCACCGGCCCUGCGGCCUCUCGUAAGGACUAGCGGCCUUCCCCGCAGCCGCCAUCUUGAGAGGCAGCUCCAGCUCCGUCUUCCUCAAACCCUGCCCCGGAGCGGCGAGUCUGACAGCCUGGCCAGAGCCCCCCAGCCUCUCAGUCAGUCACACACAGGGCACAGCCACUGACGUGGUCACACCACUCCACUCCCGUAGUGUUCAGUCACUGACAGUGGCCCUCACACACUGGACACGAUCAUUCACACCGACACGCCACAGUGUCACGUAGUCAAGUUUCAGCUACUUGAGUGAGUGCCAUUCCGCACAGAGUCACACACACAUGGGUUAAAGCCACUCGUCCAGUGUCACUCUACGCUGCCUCAUACAAUCCCUGUCACAAGUACAAUAGAUACUUACUCAUCACCCACUGUGUACCAGGCACUUGGGAUGCUGUUCCUGUCUUCAUUGGGAUAUGGAAACAAUUCUGGAAACUGGAAGUCCAAGAUCAAGGUGUCAGCAGGAUUGGUACCAUCUGAGAGCAGUGAGGAAGAACUUGUUCCGUACAUCUCUUCUAGCUUCUGGUGGUUUGCUGAAAAUCUUCAGCAUUCCUUGCUACAGGAAGGAUGUUACCUGUGACGAUGAGAACGUCAGUGCUGCUGCUGCUACUGCCCCUGAGUCAGGCUGUUCCCAAACACGGCACCACAAGGCUGGACCCUGAAGUGCAGCAUCCACCUCUACCCAACCCCUUCCAGCCAGGCCAGGAGCAACUUCAACUUCUGCAGAGCUACCUAAAGGGACUAGAGAGGAUGGAAGAGGAGCCGGAGCACAUGAGCCGGGAGCAGGUUCUCCUCUACCUCUUUGCUCUCCAUGACUACGACCAGAGUGGACAGCUGGAUGGCCUGGAGCUGUUGUCCAUGUUGACAGCAACUCUGGCCCCUGGAGCUUCCGACUCUCUCACCACCAACCCGGUGAUCCUGGUAGUGGAUGAGGUGCUGGAGACCCAGGACCUGGAUGGGGAUGGGCUCAUGACCCCUGCAGAGCUCGUCAACUUCCCCGGAGAGGCCCCGAGGCACACAGAUCUCAAAGAGCCCCCAGAGCCACAGGAUGUUGGGAGGCGGCCUCUGUUGGCUAAAAGCCCGUCAAGACAAGAAGCACAUGAAGCCCCAGGUCCCAGAGAAGAAGCUGGGGGACAGGUGGAGGCCAGAAGGGAGUCCUUGGAACCUGUACAGGAGGCUGGGGGACAGGCAGAGGCUGCAAGAGAAGCCCCAGGCCCUGGAGGGGAGGUUGGGGGACAGGUAGAAGCCAGGGACACUGGAGAGAGAGCAGAAGAGCUUCCAAGGGAAACACUGGAGUCUAAGAAAACCCCAAAUGAGCUUGAGGUUCAUGCUGUUCAGCUGGAGAAUGAUGCGAUAUAAACCUUGAGGAUACAGGUUUGCACACCUACAAGUCUCAGUGCCAGAACAUAUGCCCCAAAGGGUAGGGUGUGUGUGUUAGGACAACGACCACCUCUGUGCCCCCUUCCUGGCCCCAGUAGGUGGCAGGUCUUUCUGUGCAGUUCAGGGAGACCCUAAGUUGAAGGGCAGAUUUAGGGCCCAGAAAACCAAUAAAGAACCAAAUGAACCCAUCCCUCUGGGCCAUCGAUCCACUGGUCCAGCCUGCCCUGACCUCAGGCUGCAGAGGGUCGGGACUGGGCAGUCCUCUUGGGAGUGCAGGAAUUCAGUUUACCCAGUGUUCCCAGAUGGUGCUGAGACACAGCAGAGUACAGCACUAGGCCACAGCCAGCUGCAGACAACCCGGGGAAGGGAGCUCAGCCUUUCCCUGGGGCCUAACCACUAGAACGCCCUCCUGCAGUUCAGGGUAGAUCUUCUCCAUCAUCCUGUGUCUGCUCCCCACCCCUGAAAAUAUUAAUAAUUACCAUUUAUUGAGAACCUAGUACACACUGGGCAUCACGCUGGUCAUAUUACAUAUUGUGAUUUUAUCCUCAUGAUAAUUCUAUGACCAGGCAGAAUUAGCACCAUUUGACAGAUGAGGAAAUUGGGGAAGAUGGAGUUCAGUAAUGUACUCAUGGUCCCAUAGCUAAGUAAGUGGCAGAUUUGAAUUCAGGCCUGUCUGAGCCUAAAGCCCAUACCUUUUAUCACAUUCUACGGCCUCACCCCCCUGCCCCAACUCCCAUGUGGAAAUUCACCAAUUCCCAUAUGCCCUCAGACCAGGUCUCCCCCAGGGAAAGCAAUGCUUUGCAUUCCGGGUCACAUUUGUGGCUCAGGCGCCGCCUUAACUACAAGGCAGCUCCAAGGGUGGGGCUGUCAGGCUCGGGGUCAGUCAUUGGGGAGAUAUUUUUGGACUGCAGAGGCUCCGCCAAACCAGAGGAGGCUCCCUGCCCGCUGGCCUGUCAGGUUGGCUCAGCCAUGUGGACACACUUGUGGCCACUGGAGUCUUGUGACAGAGCUGGGGCCCAGAGGAGCUUUUCUCAUGGCUUGUGGUUAUUUGGAAGGUUCCCUGGGGUGCAAGGGGUUAAGUCUCCUCCCCCGCCAGAAAGGCUGGAAGUCUGGCCCUCUACCCUGAGCUGGGGCCCCAGCAGGGGCACAGCUGGUGGCAAGCCUGGGGCACUUCCUGCUGCUCUGGUCUGGGUGGCCCCUCCUCUGGGCCUGGGCAGGAGGUGAAUUUGGGGAAUAGAGAAAAAAAGGGCGAAGGACUGCAGGAUCAAAGCCUCCAGAAUCCCCAGCCAGAGCAGCUCAGACAUCGAAGACAAACAGACUGCCAGAAGGAAGCUGGCUCUGGGGAAGAUUUAUUUGCUCUGCAGCUCUGCCAUGUGAGAUGCCAGGUCACAGGUGGAGCCCUCCCACAGCCUGCAUCUGCCUGGGGGGGCAAGGCAGCCUGAUGCCAGCUGGCCAGAGAAGAGAGGGUGACGGCAGCCAGUGUUGCUGGCCCGGGGCGGGGAUGUGAGCCGGUGCUUCCUGCCACAGGGCACUCACACGAUGCCAUCGAAGCCCUGCAGACCACACUUCUUGCCCGCCACCUGGCAGCCAAAGCUCAGUGCCUCCUGCAUGCUCUUCCCUGGAGGGGGGGAUGGGUAGCCAGAUCAGCCAGGCCUUCUGGGCAGGGGCAGGCCCCGGCCCUGGGCCUGCUGCUGGGGUACUCACCCUGGGACAGGCUGAAGAUGACGGACGCAUUGAAGGUGUCUCCGGCCCCCAGAGUGUCCACCACCUGGGGCGGUGGGAAAGCGUCGGAGUGGAGCAGCCGUCCAUCAGGGCCCAGGGCAUCGGCACCCUCCUCAGCCCAGGCACAGACCAGCGUAGCCCUGUGACACCCUCCACUCAGCUGGGUGUUAGCCCAGCCCUGGCCCCCAGCCUCAUUAUCCCUCCCCGGGGCAGACCCUGGAGGCCAGGCUCCCUCACUCCCCGUACCCGGGCCGCUGCCUGGCUUCCGCUAGCUCACCCCUUCCUCACGCGACCGUACAGGCCCCUCAGGGCCUCCUUCGCUGACUGGAACCCAAAGUGCUUGGCCACAUCUUUGCUGACAAACACCUGUGGGCAGUGGAAGAGAGGCUGACAGUCAGCUGAGCUCUACCCCAGCUGUCCCUCACUACCAGCAACCUGCUCCUCCAUCGUGGCCACCUAAACCCCCAAGUAGCAUCUCGCUGUCCCUCAGGAACACGUUUUCAUACUUGCUCAGAUAUGCUAGAAAACAGCCAUGUAAAUUGUGACACGAAAGCCCCGGCCUAUUCUAAGAUCAACGAAUUUCCUCACAAUUGAAAACCCAGAGUGAGUCUUGAGGUCAUCUUGGGGCGCAAUCUACAACUGGCAGGUGAAACCACGGCUUUCAGGAGGGUUUUUGUUCUGUUUGGCUUUCCGCAUACAGCUAUGCCCUCUAGGUCUGAUUUCUUCAUCUUUAAAACAAAGGGACAGGGGUUCUAGAGCUUCCUUAACACCAGCUACAUAUUAGAAUCACCAGGGUGUUUUGUUAAAAAAUACUUCAGCCCAGGCUUCACCUCUACCAACCAAAUUAAAAAAAAAAAAAAAAAUGAGGGUGGGG